This is a messenger RNA of Dermatophagoides pteronyssinus (European house dust mite), 2325 nucleotides long. RefSeq lists its product as uncharacterized. Gene Ontology annotation, cellular component: nucleus. The record is from RefSeq and is a predicted model, not a curated record. Gene Ontology annotation, molecular function: nucleic acid binding; exonuclease activity. NCBI's taxonomy places the organism in Eukaryota, Metazoa, Arthropoda, Arachnida, Sarcoptiformes, Pyroglyphidae.
UGCAAACUUUUGAUCAAAAAUAGAGCAAACAAAAACAAACAAACAAAAUCGAAAUUCUAAUAUUCUGGAUUGAUUAGCUGAAUGGAAAUUGAUUUGAUUUAAAUAAAAAAAUGUUUCAAACAAAUGCUUUUUUUCGUUACUAUCAAUGUCCGGAAAAAAAAUUAACAAAAAAAUGUACAAGAACAUUUUGUCAAUAUAAUCAUGGUGAUAAUAAUAAUAAUAAUAAUAAUAUUGGAGAAUCAAUUGUUGUUAAUUAUAGUCAAACAAAUUUUGGUGUUGAUGAUUUUUUUACAAAUCUUCGUCCAGAAGAUUUGGAAGGUUAUCUACCACCAGCAACAACAACAACAACAACAUCGACAACAACAACGACAUUAUCAACAACAACAAAUUCUACAAAUGAAUCAAUCAUUUCACCAAACAGUAUUAAUUUCGAUGAAGCUGGUGAUGAUGAUAAUAAAAUUGUUAAUAGUAAAAAAUCGAAUAUUAAAUGUUCUACGAUGAAACGAACAUUAUCGUUUGAAGAAACUUCUAAUUCAAAACAUAAUUCUCAGCUGAUAAAUUCGAAAAAUAAUAAUAAAACUGAUGAUAAUCGGUGUUCAACAGUUGAAAAAAAUCAAAAAUUACCUGAACAAGUUACUAAUAAUUUGAAAAAAAUACGAACAUUACCAGUGAAGAAAAAACAUUAUCGUGAAGUUAUGUUGGAACGUUAUGCUAAAAUAGCAGCUUUAUCGAAAACCGAUUCAAAUGAUUCGUUGAAGAUUGAUGAUACGAAUACUGCUGCUGCUGCAAACUCGAACAAAUCUUUGAUACACAAAACAAAUGAAUAUGAUAAUAAAAAAGGCCAAAAUUCAAAAAUCACAACUAAUACUAAUACUAAUCAAAAACCUGAAGAUAUAGUAAAAAAAUUUGCCAUAAAUUGGAUGCCAAUCAUAUUACCAUCAGUGAAAAUUCCAUUCAAUAUACGUGUUAGAAAUAUAAGAAGAAUUUAUCAAGAAUUAUAUACAAAUAAAUCGAAUAAUAAAAAUGAAAAUGACCUAUGUAAUGAAGCAAAAGAAAUUGAAAAAGAAAUCUGUUUACGAAGUAAAAGUUGGUCAAGUUUAUAUUCAUCAUUGCUUGCAUCAAAAAUUCGUUCCAUUCGUAAUGGUGAUGAUAAUGAUAAAAUAUCUGAUUCGAAAAAACCAAGAAUAAAAAUUGAAACUUCUGUUGUAAAUAAUAUGAGUAUUGUACGAAAAUCUAAAAUCACUUAUAAUGAUUUGAAUCCAGUACAAUUAGUAAAAUUUCUUGAACAAUUAAUUUUACCUGAAAAUAAUCAAUUAGAAUAUGGAUUUCCAAUAAUGGAUAAUGAAAAUAAUAUAGCAUUAUUUUCAAAAAAUGAAUGGAAUAAUCGUAAACAAUUUAUAAAUACAUUAAUUAAUUAUAAUGAAAAUAUUUUUAUUAAUUGUGAUCGUUGUACAAAAACAUAUAAAAAUCCACAAAAUCCUAUGGAAAGUACAUGUGUAUUUCAUCCAAAACAUGCUUAUAAUAUAAGAACAAAUGGUAGAAUUGAACGUUUUUAUGUUUGUUGUAAUAAUGAAGCCGGUUCGAUUGGUUGUCAAUCAAUGAAUGUUCAUAUAACAAAAGGUUAUCAAUUUAUUGAAACACGUAAUGGUUUUUGUCAUACAAUAUCACGACCAACAGAAAUACCUAAAGCAUAUGCUUUAGAUUGUGAAAUGUGUUAUACCGAAUCUGCAUGCGAAAUAUGUCGUAUAACAAUCAUCAAUUUUAAUGGUGAAGUCAUUUAUGAUAAACUAGUAAAACCUAAAACAAAAAUUAUUGAUUAUGCAACAAAAUAUUCUGGUAUUAAUGAAACAGAUCUUUUAAAUGUAACAAAUACAUUAAUGGAUAUACAAAAUGAUUUAAAAGAAUUAAUAUCAUCUGAAACAAUUAUUAUUGGUCAUGGUUUAGAUUCAGAUUUUCGUGCUUUAAAAUUAAUACAUAAACGUAUUAUUGAUACAACCUAUCUAUUUCCACAUAAACGUGGUUUACCAUUUAAAAAAUCAUUAAAAACAUUGGCUGUUGAUCAUUUGAAUCGAAUUAUUCAAGAAGAUGAUCUUGGACAUGAUAGUGCUGAAGAUGCAAAAGCUGCUUUGGAUCUUGUUAAAAUUCGUUUACAAGAUAUAAUUAAUAAACAUAAUGUUUAAAUAAUGGUUGUAUGAAAUAAGAUGAUGAUGAGUUUUAGACUUUUUUGCAGAUUUCAAACGUCUAUAAAAAUCAAUAACAGAUCUGAGAUCGAUAUGUCAUUUUGAUUUUUUGUUUUUGAUUAACAACACACAUUGUUUUAAUCCA